GGCAAACUAGUUGCAACGAAAAAGCGAAACAAAAUACAUCUAACAUCUCGAUUUCACCUUCGCGGCUUCGCUUAAUCCGUUUGUCAGGUUCCGCUACGUCCUUUUCCUCCGGCCUCGCCGACUUGCCGGCGGGCCUUUUACCGGCUAAAUCUUUCAUAUCUUCUCUUCAUUUUUCUUCAUCUCCAACGAUCCGUCAUUCCACUGGACAUUCCGAUCUGGCUAUAAUCGCAUAGUUGACCUCAAAUGGGACGGGCAUCGUUCACCGCUGCUUUCACGAUCGUCUCCUUUGUAUUUAUACUGAUCAAUUACGAUGUCGUUUCGUGUUUGGGCUUUUCGAUUAGUAGUCAUCGGAAUACCAUGUUUCUCCCGCUCUUUCCUCCCAAAGAUACUUCUUAUCGUUCCUUGCCUUCCCGUCGACUCCUCCAGAAAAGCCCGCCGAAUGCUCGAAUGGCUCUCCACGACGAUCUACUCCUCAAUGGAUAUUAUACAACCCGUCUUUGGAUUGGAACUCCUUCCCAGAGGUUUGCUCUUAUAGUGGAUACUGGGAGUACUGUUACAUAUGUGCCGUGCAUAACGUGCAAACAAUGCGGCAAGCAUCAGAAACUUGAAGAUCUUGAUGUGGUAGAAAAAGGAGUAAAUUCAUGAACUGUGUUAGUAUAAGGUUCAUCGGUUAUUUUUAUGAGGGAAAGAGAUGUUGCUUUUCAGGAUAGAACAAGCUUAAUCUCAUGUGAGUA
This is a messenger RNA of Nicotiana tabacum (common tobacco), 734 nucleotides long. The record is from RefSeq and is a predicted model, not a curated record. Lineage: Eukaryota; Viridiplantae; Streptophyta; Magnoliopsida; Solanales; Solanaceae.